Molecule: messenger RNA, 1076 nt
Organism: Meloidogyne enterolobii
Lineage: Eukaryota; Metazoa; Nematoda; Chromadorea; Rhabditida; Meloidogynidae
Source: the annotation of a GenBank genome assembly
UUUCUUCCAAAAUUUUUAGUAAAAUUAAGCUCGAACCAUACCAGGCACCCUCCCACUACCAUCCCCCGAUAAUCUUGAAUGAAGUUACAGCUCUGCGGUACAUUGAGCUCGACUGUACGUUGAUCUGCUCCCCGAAAACACAGCAGUAGAAUCCACCAACUUCCUAUACAAAUUCCCAUAUCCCACUGUAAAUUCCCAUAUAAAAGCCAUCUCUUUUUUACUCCCACUUAACAAAUAUCAAUUAUCUUCUCUCUCGUCAUAUUACAAUGCAACAGCUUUUCGUCCUUUUCAAACUUCUACUGGUGCUCGCAUUUUCGUCUGUUUUUUCGGCGGUUUUAUUGAUGGCGAUAUGCUGCGGUAAAUCAAAGAAGAAUAAGAAAUCUACUUCUUCACUGAAGAGUGAAAUUCGGCAACCGGAGUCAGCGAUGAUCGCGGGAAAAGAAGCGGCGGCGUCAGAAACGGCUAUUCCACCGUCAACAAGAGAAAAGAUUUCUGGUAAUAAAAGUGUAAUCUCGACAAAUACCCCAGCUGAAAAAACUACUCAGAAAGCUCCAACAGCGACUGGCGCGCCACAAGAAGGUGUUAAGUCAAAAGCAAAGCCUACAACAACUGCUCCUCUUCCUCCUGCUUCUCCUCUUCAACCAUCACCACUUAAACCUACACCAGGAAAAACUACUAAAGCUACAAAAACAUCAAAGAAAGGCAAAGGAUUAGGCAAGAUUGCAGAAGUUGGUGGUAAAAAAUCUUCUGCUCCAAGUCCAACACCACCGACUACGCCUCCUCCUGUUGCGGGUUCAGACGUUAUAUCAUUGAUUCCAAUGUCUCCAUCAACUCCUACUUCGGUGCCAACAAUUUCUUCGAAAGAGAGUGGAACUAGUGGUACAUCUAAAUUGAUUACGGAAACGGCUACAACAGCCACUAGUGAUCCAGCUCCCAGUUCCAACAUAAUCGAGGAUAUUGACGAUAGUGUCAGUGAAAAGAGUGCCAGCAAAAAGAGUGCCAAAAGGAAGAAAAGUGCAGCUAUCAGAGCGCAUGAGGACGGGCCUGAGGACGAGAUGACGGGUAAACCUCUUUGA